Molecule: messenger RNA, 1068 nt
Organism: Diversispora eburnea
Lineage: Eukaryota; Fungi; Glomeromycota; Glomeromycetes; Diversisporales; Diversisporaceae
Source: the annotation of a GenBank genome assembly
AUGAUCGACAAAAUCUCGAUACCCUUAGCGAGUGAUUUUCAUAUUCACACUCGCCAAGAUGCAUUAAUGGAAAUGGUGGUCCCCCGAAUUAUCGAAGGGGGUGUCUCUUUAUGCUAUGUAAUGCCAAAUCUUACCCCACCAAUCACUACAACGGAACAAGCACUUUCUUAUAGAGCACAACUUCAAAGUUUGGCUCCGAAUGUUACCUUCCUUAUGAGUUUAUAUCUUAACCCAGAGUUAACACCUGAAGAAAUCAAAAAAGCUAAAUCUCAAGGAAUUAUUGGUGUUAAAUCAUAUCCAAGAGGUGUAACAACCAAUUCGGAUUCAGGCAUAGAAAAUUAUGAAGUUUAUUAUCCAGUUUUUCGUGCCAUGGAAGAAGUUGGGAUGAUAUUGAAUCUUCAUGGUGAAAUUCCAAGUGAUCCAGAAAAGGAUAUUUGCGUAUUAAAUGCUGAAGAAAAAUUUUUGGUGCAUUUGCAACAAUUGCAUCAAGAUUUUCCAAAAUUGAAAAUAGUUUUAGAACACGCCACCACAAAGGCAUCCGUUGAAAAGGUAAAAUCUCUUGGCGAUACCGUCGGAUGUACUAUUACUAUACAUCAUCUUCAACUUAUUGUAGACGAUUGGGCAGGGAAAUGUCAUAAUUUUUGUAAACCAGUUGCUAAAUUUCCUCAUGAUCGUCAAGCUUUGCGCGAUAUUAUUCUUGAAGGUCAUCCCCGCUUUUUCCUGGGUACAGAUUCGGCACCACAUCCUGCACAUUUAAAAGAAUGUGCACAAUCUUGUGCAGGUGUAUUUACGACUCCUUUAACACUUCCUUACCUUGCCACUAUUCUGGAUUCAUUUGGUGCAAUCGAUAAAUUACGUGGUUUUGCUUGUGAAAAUGGAAAAAAAUUUUAUGGUAUUAAAGAUGAUGAAAGUAAAAUCCAUGAAAUAACUCUAGUCAAACAAAAAUUAUCGGUUCCAGAAUCUUAUUCUUUUGGAAAUUUUUCGGUAACACGUCAAAGUUUCGUUGUUCCGUUUUGGGCCGGGAAAGAUUUAACCUGGAAAAUCGAAAACCGUAUGACGUCACCCUGA